Erythranthe guttata (spotted monkey flower) is the source of this 3273-nucleotide messenger RNA. RefSeq names its product poly(ADP-ribose) polymerase 2 (gene PARP1). Gene Ontology annotation, cellular component: nucleolus; nucleus. Gene Ontology annotation, molecular function: zinc ion binding; DNA binding; NAD+ poly-ADP-ribosyltransferase activity. Lineage: Eukaryota; Viridiplantae; Streptophyta; Magnoliopsida; Lamiales; Phrymaceae. The record is from RefSeq and is a predicted model, not a curated record. Gene Ontology annotation, biological process: double-strand break repair; protein poly-ADP-ribosylation.
AAGAAAAAGGGAGAGAGAAAAGUGGGAAAUGGCGAACCCUCCGAAGCCAUGGAAAGCAGAGUAUGCAAAGUCAUCAAGAUCUUCAUGCAAGACUUGCAAGAUUCCCAUUAACAAGGAGAUUCUCAGGCUCGGCAAGAUGGUUCAAUCCUCCCAUUUUGAUGGCUUCAUGCCUAUGUGGAACCAUGCUUCUUGCAUCUUAAAGAAACCGAAGCAGAUAAAAUUGGUUGAUGAUGUUGAAGGGCUAGAAUCGCUUCGUUGGGAAGAUCAGGAAAAGAUCAGAAAGUAUAUUAAUAGUGCUGCGGUGUCGAAUUCUCCAGCUUCUGCUUCUGCUUCUGCUUCUGCUUCAGCUUCAGCUUCUGCUUCUGCAGUUGUACAAUGUGGCAUAGAAGUUUCACAAACAUCUCGUGCUACUUGUCGCUGCUGUAACGAAAAGAUUAUGAAGGGAGAGAUUCGGAUAUCAACCAAGCCUGAAGGCCAAGGUGCAAGAGGGUUGGCUUGGAACCAUGCCAAGUGUUACAUGGAAGCAUCACAGAAAUCUCGAGUGGAGAGCUUUUCUGGAUGGGAAAGUCUAUCACCCUCCGACCGUGCUACAGUUCUUGCAUUCGUUAAGAAGAAUCCUCAGACAGCAAACGAGGAGAAGGAACUUGUGCUCGAAUCAUCAGCAAACAAAGGUGGUGCAAAGAGGAAAAGAGCCGUUGAAAAUGAUCAGAAAUUGAAAGUUUCUAAAGCUGCAGUAAAUGCGUGUUCGAACUCAAGUAGUGUUAAAAGUAAAAACUUGGUAGAUGAAAAAUCUGAAGCGGCUGUUUUGGAAAGCCAACUAGAGAUGCAGACUAAGGAUCUGUGGACCGUUAAAGAUGAUCUGAAAAAGUACGUCGUUACAUCAGAGUUAAGAGCGAUGCUUGAAGCCAAUGAGCAGGACUCGAAAGGAUCAGAGUUCGAUCUGAGGGAACGCUGUGCUGACGGAAUGUUCUUUGGAGCACUUGACAAAUGCCCAAUGUGUUCUGGAUGGCUCCGUUAUUCGUCGGGAAUGUAUAGAUGCGGUGGAUAUUUGUCAGAGUGGACUAAGUGUUCGUAUUCUACAACCGAGCCUCCACGUGUUAAUGGGAAGUGGAAAAUCCCUGAAGAAACGGGCAAUCAUUAUCUUCUCGAGUGGUUUAAGUCGCAAAAGGUGAAUAAACCAAAACGAGUGCUCCCUCCAAAUUCACCUUUCGGACCAUCUGGCAGCGGUCAACCCUCUAAUGAGCUAAGUCAAUCGUUCAAGGUUGAAAGUAUUGGAGACUUACAAGUUGCCAUUGCUGGAAUACCUAAAGAAUCAAUGGAGGAGUGGAAGAAGAAAAUUGAGGGAGCAGGUGGACAAUUUCAUGUGAAAAUAAAAAAAGGAACCAAUUGCUUCGUUGUAAACGGUAUGUUGGACGACAAUGCCGCUGAGGUAAAGAAGGCAAGGAGGAUGAAAUUGCCAAUUGUGAGGGUAGAAUAUUUGAUCGAGUGCUUUAAAAGACAGCAAAAACUCCCCUUUGCCUCGUACCUAGUUGAGUCCAUUGAAAAGACGCAUGGUGUGUCGACUGUUAAGGUGAAAGUUAAAGGGCAAAGUGCUGUGCACGGGUCUUCUGGCUUACAAGAUUCCGGGCAUAUUCUUCACGACGGAAAAAGUAUAUACAAUACAACGUUGAAUAUGUCCGACUUGUCAACCGGUGUUAAUAGUUAUUAUAUCCUUCAAAUCAUUCAAGAUGAUAAGAACUCCAACUGCCAUGUGUUCCGGAAAUGGGGUCGAGUUGGAAACGAAAAAAUUGGCGGGACAAAAUUGGAACAAAUGUCGAAAACUUGUGCCAUACAAGAAUUCAAACGGUUGUUUCUAGAGAAAACUGGCAACUCAUGGGAGGCGUGGGAAGAUAAGAAAGAUUUCCGAAAGCAACCUGGCAGAUUCUAUCCUUUGGACAUUGAUUACGGGGUGAAAGAUUUGUCUAGAAAGCAGCUUAAUUUCAGUAGCAGCAAACUUGCACCUCAGUUGGCGGAAUUGAUGAAGAUGCUUUUCAAUGUCGAGACAUACAGGGCUGCUAUGAUGGAAUUCGAGAUCAAUUUAUCAGAAAUGCCACUGGGAAAACUUAGCAAAAGUAAUAUCCAAAAAGGUUUCGAGGCGUUAACACAAAUACAGGAUUUGUUGAGCAGCACUGCUUAUGCUCCUAGCAUCAGAGAGAAUCUUAUAGUUGAUGCCAGCAACAAAUUUUUCACGGUUAUUCCUUCUAUCCAUCCACGCGUUAUUAAGGACGAGGACGACUUUAAAUCGAAGGUGAAAAUGCUGGAAGCACUACAAGACAUUGAAAUAGCAUCUAGCCUCGUUGGUCUCGAUACAGACAAUGACGACUCAGUUGACGACAAGUACCAAAAAUUACGUUGCGAUAUUUCUCCUCUUUCUCGUGACAGUGAGGAGUUUCAACUGAUUGAGAAAUACCUCAAUUCGACGCAUGCUCCUACUCAUACAGAAUGGGCUCUUGAAUUGGAGGAAGUGUUUUCUCUUGAAAGACAAGGAGAAAUGGACAAGUAUGCCCCUUAUCGAGCAAAACUCAAGAACAAGAUGCUUCUCUGGCACGGGUCAAGGUUGACCAAUUUUAUUGGUAUACUUAGCCAAGGGUUGAGAAUUGCUCCUCCAGAAGCCCCGUCAACUGGCUACAUGUUUGGGAAGGGAGUUUACUUUGCUGAUCUAGUCAGCAAAAGUGCUCAAUACUGCUUUACUGACCGAAAGAAUCCAGUGGGACUAAUGCUUCUCAGCGAAGUUGCCUUGGGCGAGGUUCAUGAGUUAACAAAGGCGCAGUAUAUGGAUAAGCCUCCAAAAGGGAAGCACUCGACAAAAGGGCUUGGGAAGAAAGUGCCGCUAGAAUCGGAAUAUGUGGAAUGGAGGGACGUAGUUGUACCUUGUGGAAAACCGGUGGCAUCAAAAGUCAAGGCGUCCGAGCUUAUGUAUAACGAAUACAUUGUCUAUAAUACAGCUCAAGUUAAGAUGCAGUUCCUACUGAAGGUGAGGUUCCAUCACAAGAGGUGAUAGACCACAAAAAAUCCAGGGAUGUAUAGUACCGUUUUUUGUUUUUUUGGGGGGUUCGUUGCAAAUUUGGUGAAAUUAAUUUGCAGUUUUUGUGUAGUGGGAAUUUAAUAUGAGUUAGUUAGAUCUCAUUUUGGGGUUUGCUGGAGAUCUAACUCUCCUAUGAAUCUUGGUCUGAAUUAAGUGUGUUGUUGGACUAUUGCCAGAACAAAUGUGCAUCUCUGUGUUUUUUUGUUUUU